AUGGAGGUCUACAUCCCGUCCUUUCGCUACGAGGAGAGCGACCUGGAGCGGGGAUACACGGUAUUUAAGAUAGAAGUGCUAAUGAAUGGAAGAAAACAUUUUGUUGAAAAAAGGUACAGCGAAUUUCAUGCCUUGCACAAAAAGCUGAAGAAAUGUAUAAAAACUCCAGAAAUCCCUUCUAAACAUGUUAGGAACUGGAUCCCAAAAGUCUUGGAACAACGACGACAAGGUUUGGAAACAUAUUUACAGGCUGUCAUUUUGGAAAAUGAAGAGCUUCCCAAACUCUUCCUUGAUUUCCUAAAUGUGCGACACUUGCCCUCACUACCAAAGGCAGAGAGUUGUGGAUCUUUUGAUGAGACGGAAUCUGAAGAAUCAAGCAAACUGUCCCACCAGCCGGUACUGCUGUUCCUCAGGGAUCCAUACGUCUUGCCUGCAGCCGGCGAUUUUCCAAAUGUGGUUAUUGAAGGAGUCCUCCAUGGGAUAUUUUACCCCCAUCUGCAGCCCAGGUAGAAAUCCUCCAUGGCUAGAAGCUGAAGCCGGUUUCAUGGAAAUCGAUAUGUACCAAAUUAACCUAAACUCUAUGACAUAACAGCUCUAGCUAG
Molecule: messenger RNA, 602 nt
Organism: Odobenus rosmarus divergens (Pacific walrus)
Lineage: Eukaryota; Metazoa; Chordata; Mammalia; Carnivora; Odobenidae
Gene: SNX24
Product: sorting nexin 24
Exons: 7
Coding region: 1-510 (169 amino acids)
Molecular function (GO): phosphatidylinositol phosphate binding
Source: RefSeq, a predicted model, not a curated record